AAACCAGAGUCUGCUACUAUCAAAUCAAACCUGCCACUUUUGGCAAUUGACAUUCCACACCUUCCACUCAAAAACUCCCUUCAUGUUUUUUAAAGUGAAUCAAUGAACGUGAAGCCACUCGGUCUCCUCAUACUCCAUUUCCUCCUCGUGCACUGCGCCCCCGACGGCGAGCGCCCCAAAGAAGGCUCCUGUAGCAGCAACAAAAAUGUCUCGCCGCAGAAAGCCACCAACAUAGCUCAGAAGGCCGCCCAGGAGGCCAAAGCGGCCGAAGACGCCCAACAGCAAGCCGGCCAACAAGCCGCCCACCAGGUCAAAGAGCAACUCGCCGAAAAGGCCAUGGAGGCGUCCAAAGCCGCCGAAGCCGCGCUGGCAGGCAAACAGGAGCUGGUCGAGCAGCUGCACAAGGAGAUCCAGGAGGCGGAGAUUGUGGUCCAGGAGGAGCAAGCCAGUUUGCAGCAGCUGCAAGGCACAGCUCAGGCGUCGUCCAAAGCGCUCCAGGAAGCGCAAGCCGAGGUGAAGCUGCUGACGACCGCCUUGCAGCUAGCGCAGGGAAAUGAGGGGAAUGAGGCUCAGACGCAGGACGGGGUGCAACAGCAGCUGAGUGAGAAGGAGCAGUUGAUGGAUGCGGCAACGACGAGGUUAGAACAGUUGAAGAAGCAGCUGCAAGUGGCCAAAGCCGAGCUGAAUAGCACGAAGGAGGCGGCGAGGAAAGCGGCGUCGGCGGCCAAUGAAGCCAAACAGAAUGUUAUGAGGAACAGGAGGAAGAUCUACAGGAAAAAUGCGGAAAUAAGGAAGAAGAAAUAGUGGACUUGGUUUUCUCUUUACUUAUACUUUAUUUUAUUAAAAGGUUUUUGUUUACUUUAUUA
Tribolium castaneum (red flour beetle) is the source of this 866-nucleotide messenger RNA. RefSeq lists its product as uncharacterized. Bases 103 to 804 code for a protein of 233 amino acids. Lineage: Eukaryota; Metazoa; Arthropoda; Insecta; Coleoptera; Tenebrionidae. The record is from RefSeq and is a predicted model, not a curated record. The transcript has a single exon.